Trichomonas vaginalis G3 is the source of this 240-nucleotide messenger RNA. RefSeq lists its product as uncharacterized. The transcript has a single exon. The coding region runs from base 1 to 240 and encodes 79 amino acids. The record is from RefSeq and is a predicted model, not a curated record. NCBI's taxonomy places the organism in Eukaryota, Parabasalia, Trichomonadida, Trichomonadidae.
AUGAAUGCAACUUUUUUGAUGAUCAUGACCAAGUUAUCAAUUUCGAUCCUAUCUCCGACACUUUAUUUCUACAUAAUCGGUGUUCUUUUAGUAAUUGCACGGCAACAAAGGUUGGAUGUUGCGUUUACUACCAAAUUGGCAAGAAUAGUUCUAUUAUUCAACGCAAAUUCUGCUGUACAAAGUGCAAAGGCACAGGACAUGGCCAAAUUUCAUAUACAGAAGUUGACACAGAUAACUUAA